GCCAGGACGCCCUGAAAAGGCUGCGGCUCGCCAGACCGCGAUGGCGCUGGAUUUCCUAGCGGGCUGCGUGGGAGGUGCUGCAGGUGUGAUGGUAGGACAUCCAUUUGACACUGUUAAGAUGACAGAUAAGCCUCAUCACGGGAGAGUUACCUAGUGCGUCUCCAAGUUCAAAAUAUUGACAAGCCUCUUUACCGUGGGACCCUGCAUUGCUUUCAGUCUAUCAUAAAGCAAGAAUCGGCCUUUGGACUGUAUAAAGGGAUUGGGUCACCUAUGAUGGGACUUACCUUCAUUAACGCCGUCGUGUUCGGCGUUCAAGGAAACACAAUCCGUUUUCUGGGAAAUGAUACGCCGUUAAAUCAGUUCCUUGCGGGGUCAGCUGCGGGCGCCAUUCAGUGUGUGAUCUGCUGCCCCAUGGAGCUGGCAAAGACCCGCAUGCAGCUACAAGGAACCGGCGAAUACCGGCUGAAGUCUAAGAACUACAAAAAUUCCCUGGACUGCCUGGUGAAGAUCUACCGAAAGGAAGGCUUGAGGGGCAUCAACAGGGGCAUGGUUUCCACAUUCCUGAGGGAGACGCCCAGUUUUGGGUUUUACUUCCUGACCUACGACUACCUGACCAGGUAUCUGGGUUGCGAGGCGGAGGACAGUUACAUUAUACCCAAGUUGCUGCUGGCAGGAGGCAUGUCUGGAAUUGUCUCCUGGCUGUCGACGUACCCUGUGGACGUGAUCAAGUCUCGCCUUCAGGCCGAUGGCAUCGGCGGGGUGGUGCAGUACAAGGGCAUUCUGGACUGCGUUCGGAAAAGCUACCACAGCGAAGGCUGGAGAGUAUUCACCCGGGGGCUGACGUCCACGCUUCUUCGUGCCUUCCCUGUUAAUGCCACAACGUUCGCUACUGUUACAGUGUUCCUUAUGUAUAUGAGGUCAGAAGAUAGGCAGCUGAGAGGGGAUCUAAGUGGAUGUGAAGCGGGCCCGGCGAUCCAGCAGCCUUCAAGCUUUUAGGUUCU
Euleptes europaea (tarantolino) is the source of this 1001-nucleotide messenger RNA. RefSeq names its product solute carrier family 25 member 29 (gene SLC25A29). The record is from RefSeq and is a predicted model, not a curated record. Gene Ontology annotation, biological process: mitochondrial L-ornithine transmembrane transport. Lineage: Eukaryota; Metazoa; Chordata; Lepidosauria; Squamata; Sphaerodactylidae. Gene Ontology annotation, molecular function: high-affinity L-arginine transmembrane transporter activity. The coding region runs from base 271 to 996 and encodes 241 amino acids. The transcript has 5 exons. Gene Ontology annotation, cellular component: mitochondrion.